This is a messenger RNA of Paramecium sonneborni, 2259 nucleotides long. Lineage: Eukaryota; Ciliophora; Oligohymenophorea; Peniculida; Parameciidae. The record is from the annotation of a GenBank genome assembly.
AUGUUGAAAAUCAUUUUCUUAGCUGUUCUGUGUUCAUUUAGUGUAGGAUUAUUUGAGAAUUCUUAUCUAAUUAAGAAUGCAAAUAAAUUAUAAGAUUUUAGAGAUAUUUUAGAAUCAGAAUUUGUUUCACUUGUUUAUUUUUAUUCAGAUUCAUGUGAAAAUUGUCAAAGAGCAGCUUCAUUAAUAGAAAAAGUAGCUGAAGAUUAAGAAGGUAUAAUAAAUGUAUAUGGAACAAACUGUGAUGAAAUAAAUAAAGAUCCAAAAUCAAAGUAGAUAUUUGAUAUAAAUAAAGUGAUUAAUUACCAUAUUGUAGUCCAGAUGUGAUAUAACAUUUGCCAUAAAUUACAUUCUUUGAACCUCCAAGUCAACCUAUAAAUCCUUAUACAAAAGAAAAAAUGAUAGCUACAGAACAUAGAUUUUAAGGAGAAGCUAAUCCUUAAAGUUUAGGAUAGUAUGGAUAUAAAUUUAUUCCAAAUCACGUGAUUAGAAUUAAUAAUAUGGAUGAACUCAAAAAAUUUGAGACAUCUGAUCAGAAAUUAAAUAAAGUUAUUCUUUUUACAAAGAGAAAAGAAACAUCUGCUUUGCUUAAAGCAUUAAAUUUACAUUAUUAUGAAAGAGUAAAAUUUGGAGAGAUUGUAGCAACUCCAGAAACCUAAUCUUUAAUAGAUGAAUUUGAUAUAAAAGAUCUACCAUAAAUAGUUGGAUUAGAAAAUAAUGGAGAUAAUACUUAUAAUAGAGAAUUAUUUGAUGGUGAUUUAUUAUUCAAACCAAUAAAGAAAUUUGUUAGAAGUUUAGCUACUAAAGAUAGAAUACCUUAUGAAUAAAUCAAUGAAUAAUCUAAGAAAUAAGAGGAAAGAAAAAAUAGAAGAUAAAAAUAAGAUGAUUAAGAAUAGAAUAAUGAAAAAUAAAAUUUAAUUAUACCAACUAAAUUAGAUCAAAAUAUUUUAAAUAAACAACUUUUAAGAAAUGAUAAACCAGCAUUUGUACAUGUUUAUAAAGAUAUUCCACAUAAAACUUGGGAAGAAACUAUAAAAAAAUAUAAAUCUUUAUUUGAUUAUUAUGAAUUUUAAGUUAACACUUAAGAAGAUGAAGAAUUAGCUAAAGAAUUGCAAAUUAAAAGUUAUCCUAGUAUUAAAUUCUAUUAAGUUGGUAAUACUGCAAAAAAAAGAGCAUCUAAAAUAUCAUUUACAAAAGAAUAUUCAUUAGAUGAAAUAAAUAAAGAUAUUCAAGAAUUAGUUGAUGAUAAAACUAUAAAUAUAAAUGAAUAAUCAUUAUAAAUGUAAUUGAGUUAAUAUCUUGCUGAUAAUAAUAUUGUUGUACUUUAUUUUUAUUAAACUCAAUAAGUUGGAUUAACAUAUAGAGUUAUAAGUUAAUUAUAAGAAUAUUAUGGUAAAUAUAAAUUUUUGUCAUUUAAAAAUGCAUCAAAAAAGGUUAUUGAAUAAUUUUAAAUAUCAAAUCAACCUGCAAUAACUAUAAUUUUUAGAGAUGUAAAGGACAAGAAAGAAUUAGAUGAAGAACUUAAGUCUGAUUAAGUAAAACAAGCGCUAUUUACAGGAAAACAUGGUUACGAUGAAAUCAAAUCAUUUUUAGAUUCUGUAUAUUAAUAUAUUAUAUAUUUAGUUUGAUGAAUCUAAAAAGACAUCAAGUAAAAAAGUUUAAGAAAUAACUAAUCAAGAAUAAUUUGAAGAAUUUUGUUAAAAAAGAUAAACUUUAUGUUAUAUUGCAUUAUUAAAUGGUGAACAUAAAUAAGUAAAACAUGAUGAUAUUUUAUCAAAAUGGGAACAUUAAUUAGAAGUAUUAGACAAAAUUAAGAAUAUUCAUGGAGCUAAAUAAGCAUCUUUUGUUUUCAUUGAUGCUUCAUGUCAUGAUGAAUUAUUAUUAAAAUUUGAUAUUUCUGAUGAUGCAUUACCUAAUUUUGUGGCUUACUCUAGUAGUAAAAAGAUGUAUUUAUAUUUUAAAUAUUUUAGUUAUUCUAAAUUGAUUGGAAGAUUUGAUUAUGAUUCAAUCAGUAAAUUUAUUGAUAAAUAAUACAAGGGAUAAUCUAGCAAUAUUAAUAUUAAUUCUAUUUAAAUUAUUGAAAAAAAUUGUGAAGAAAUAUUUCAAAAAAGAAAAGAAGCAAGUUAAUAAUCAGGACUAUCUGAUUUUGAUGAAGAAAUUUUAAAAGAAAUUUUAGAGGAAGAAAGAUAAAAAAAGAAAGAAUUAGAGAAAGAAUUGAGAAAAGGAAAGAAAAAGAAUAAAAAAUCUAAAGAUGAGUUAUGA